AGUGUGGACGGCGCGAAUGCAUGUUGUUUUUGUUUCCUCGUCUAAUGUGCAGUUUGGAGUGUAUAUUGAGAAAUCUAAGCAUGGGUGUGUGAUUGCUGGUGGCGCAGUGUAACAUUCGAAGCCCAGUUGUAGAAUGCAUUCUACGCAAGAGGCAGGACACUGAUGUCCUCAAUGCCUUUUUCGUAACGAGUUCGAGUUACUUGUGUUUAGUGAGUGUGUCAGUCUUCCCGCCUGCACUAUUGAAUGCAGAAGAAAGGAGAGGUGAUCGUUGAAUCUAGUUUUCGUCCAUUUCACACCCAGUUUGCAAAAUGUCGAAGGAUAUCCGUUCUUUCUUCUCCGUCCAAUCUUCCAAGAAAGGCAGUAGUACGUCAGAGGUGAAGAAGAAGGAUGCUCAAUCAAGCAGCAGCAAGAAGAAGCGAAAUGUCAUCGAAUCAGAUUCUGAUGAAGAGGUGUUCGAAGUCAAGAAGAAGACCAAGAAAUCUCCUUCACCUGACAAGAAGAAACCUAAAAUUGAACCGAAACUAGUGAGUGCUGCUGAUAUUUUUGGAUCAAGCACUGUGAAAAGAACAGCUCGUGAAAACUCCAAGAAAAGCUCUGAAUUUCACAAUGACCCAGAUUUUGACAAAGCCUUACAAGAUUUGGAUGAAUCAAACUGGAUGGACAUUGACUCCAAUAAUGCAGUCAAAGAGACCUCUCAACUGAAAGCAGGCAAAGAGGCAUCUUCAUCUAAAGCAGUCAAAGAAGCAUCCUCAUCUCAUGGGAAAGCUGAUUCAUCUCCUAAAGGACCAUCAAAGAGUCCCUCUAAGAGUCCUUACUUUUCCAAAGAAAAGGUCGUUUCAAAAUCAUCUGAGGAGAGAAACUUGAAUGCCUUUCUGGGAAAGCCAAGUACAGUUACAGAAGAUGACAAUAAGUCCAAUGUUAAAAAGAUUAAACUCGAAAAAGAUGCUGACUAUGUUUCAAAAGCAAGUCAGAAAAUUUCAGAUAGUAGCCCCAUUAAGAUCAAAAAAGAAAAGGAAGAUAAGGAGAUAGCUCUGGUCGUUAAAAAGGAAAUACAAGAAGCUGGGCCUUCUAAAGUAAAAAUUGAAAAGAAGUCUCCUGAGACUUCUAAAAAUCAGCCUAAGAAAGUGGAAAUAGAGAUUCCAGAGAAAGAUACGAAACCAAGGCUAGAGCCCUCUCCUCCAUCUUACAUGUGGGUAGACAAGUACAAGCCAUCUUCAAUCAAGAACAUAAUUGGUCAGCAAGGAGACAACAGCAAUGUGAAGAAACUCAUUCGAUGGCUCUCUUCAUGGCACUCAAAUCAUGGACCUGGAGUUAACAAAAAGCAUAAUCGUCCAGCUCCAUGGGCGAAAGAUGAUUCUGGAGCAUUCUUCAAAGCUGCCUUGCUGUCAGGUCCCCCUGGUGUAGGAAAAACAACAACUGCCCAUCUUGUUUGUAAAGAAGUUGGUAUGGAUGUGGUAGAAUUUAAUGCAUCAGACACACGGUCACAAAAACUUAUGAGUAAGGAAGUGAGUGAAUUGCUAUCUAGCAAGUCUUUACUUCCGUUUUUCCAAAGUGGUGGAGAUUCCAAAACAUCUGAAAGACAUGUUCUGGUGAUGGACGAGGUUGAUGGAAUGGCGGGUAAUGAAGAUAGAGGUGGCGUUGCGGAGCUCAUAACUCUAAUCAAAAACUCAAAAUGCCCUGUCAUCUGCAUGUGCAAUGAUCGUAAUCAUCCAAAAAUCCGUAGCCUCGCUGGACACUGUUUUGACCUCAGAUUUCAUAAACCUCGUGUAGAACAAAUUAGGGGAGCAAUGAUGUCUGUGUGCUUUAAGGAAAAAGUUAAGAUAUCACCCCAAGCUUUAGAUGAAGUCAUUGCUGGGACAAACUUUGACAUCCGUCAGAUACUGCACAAUCUCUCCAUGUGGAGCAGUACCGAAAAAGUUCUGAAUGGUGAUCAAGUAAAGGCUGAUGCCAAUACUGCGAAGAAAAACAUCAAACUGGGACCAUGGGAUGCUGUACGCAAAAUAUUUUCUAGUGAUGACCAUAAAUCUAUGACCAUAAUGGACAAGUCAGAUCUAUUUUUCCACGAUUAUAAUCUUCUGCCCCUAUUUGUACAAGAGAAUUACCUCAAUGUUGCACCUCAUGCUGCCAAGAAACAAACCGAUACCUUGCGUCAUAUUGCAAGGGCUGCUGCAAGUAUCAGCUAUGGAGAUUUGAUAGAAAAGACUAUCCGAAGCACUAACAGCUGGAGCUUAUUGCCAGUUCAGGCUAUCUACUCUAGUGUGGUUCCUGGUGAUUGGAUGGAAGGUCAUUUUAAAGCUCAAAUUCAAUUUCCCUCUUGGCUAGGCAAGAACUCAAGAGGUGGUAAAAUGAAUCGUUUGAUUCAAGAAUUGCAACUACACAUGCGGCUAAGUAUUUCUGGAGGAAAAGAAGCUGUAAAUCUGAACUACCUGGAGCCUAUUUUAAAGGCAGUAAUUCACCCAUUAGUUGAGGAAGGUUCUCAGGGAGUACCUAAAACUCUUCAAGCCAUGCAAGACUAUUACAUUACUAGGGAUGACCUGGAAAGCUUAUUGGAGCUGAGCCGGUGGCCCGGUCGGCCUGACCCAAUGGCUCCAGUUGAUAGCAAGGUAAAGGCUGCUCUAACAAGGGCAUACAACAAAGGUGGAGUCAUGACUCCUUAUGCCCUGGAUGCUCCCAUAAAGAAGAAGAGAGCCACAGGAGGAGGGGAAGAAGGGUAUGAAGAAGAGGAGGGGGAGGAGGGUAGUGCAAGUGAAUCUGAGGAUGAUGCAGCUGAUGCUAUGAUUAAGGCCAAGAAGAUAGAGAAAAAAGAUAAGAAAGAUGCACGAGGGACCAGUGCGUCAUCAAGUCAAGCCUCAACCUCGGGUCGAGGAUCCCGAGGAGGUGCAAGAGGCGGCAGGGGCAGGGGAGGGGGAAAAAAUGAGAGAAUCAGACUGUCACAAGAGUUGUCUCUUUUGUCGUCAAAAUGGUGGUCUCCUGCAUCCUUAAGUGUCAAUGGUUAUCUCAAAUCAGGUGCUGUGAUAGCAUUUAAUUUACAGUUAUUUUUAAUCAGAGAAGAUCAAACUUGCAUCUCAUUUUAAUUAACAGAAAUGAUUUUUGUUGAUGAAAUCCAUUAUUGCUGAAA
This is a messenger RNA of Thrips palmi, 3118 nucleotides long. It is a transcript of the gene Gnf1, whose product is annotated as replication factor C subunit 1. Gene Ontology annotation, molecular function: DNA clamp loader activity; ATP hydrolysis activity; ATP binding. Bases 309 to 3074 code for a protein of 921 amino acids. The transcript has 14 exons. Gene Ontology annotation, biological process: DNA repair; DNA replication. Gene Ontology annotation, cellular component: DNA replication factor C complex; nucleus. The record is from RefSeq and is a predicted model, not a curated record. Lineage: Eukaryota; Metazoa; Arthropoda; Insecta; Thysanoptera; Thripidae.